CAUAUUUUGACAUUUACAAUAAAACGCAAAAAAUUAGUCAUCGCUCGACAAAUUUUCAAGUUUUUGUUAGAGAUAUCUAAGCCGUUCAAACAAACAAACUAGUUCACACUCAACCAAAAUGAAUCGACUUUUUGGCAAGGCAAAGCCUAAAACACCUGGCCCAUCGAUAAACGACUGUAUCGCAGGGGUGGACACCCGUGCCGAGGGCAUUGAACAGAAAAUUGCAAAACUAGAUAAUGAGCUCCGUAAAUAUAAGGAACAAAUGGCCAAGAUGCGUGAAGGUCCGUCCAAGAAUAUGGUCAAGGCGAAAGCGUUGCGUGUCCUGAAGCAGAAGAAACAAUACGAAAAUCAAGUGGAAAGUCUGCGCAAUCAAUCGUUCAACAUGGAACAGGCCAAUUUCGCGGCACAAAGCUUGAAGGAUACGCAAGCAACGGUUGCGGCCAUGAAAGAUGGCAUGACUUCAAUGAAAAAGGAAUUCAAGAAGAUCAACAUCGAUCAAAUCGAGGAUAUACAGGACGAUAUGGCUGAUAUGCUGGAGCAGGCCGAUGAAGUACAGGAAGCAUUGGGCAGAAGUUAUAAUAUGCCCGAAAUUGACGACGACGAAUUAGCAGCUGAAUUGGAUGCAUUGGGUGAUGAAAUCGCGUUGGACGAUGAUGCGAGCUACUUGGAUGAUGUUGUCAAAGCACCAGCGAUACCUGAUAAGGAGCCAGGUGCCGACAGUGUCCGAAAUAAGGAUGGAAUUUUGGUCGACGAGUUCGGUUUGCCACAGAUUCCAGCUUCCGUUAAGACGUCUUAAGAAUAAACUAAAAGUGAUCGAUGCGACUAGCACACAUUUAUUGCCUUCAAUUAUGAUGUUAAUAGUCACAGCUGCUUCUUUGUAAGAAAUUUUAUUUUCGUUUUUUUUGUAUUUAAAUUCAUCGUUGCACUGCAAUAAAACC
Messenger RNA from Bradysia coprophila, 938 nucleotides. RefSeq names its product vacuolar protein sorting 60 (gene Vps60). Gene Ontology annotation, cellular component: multivesicular body. Gene Ontology annotation, biological process: late endosome to vacuole transport via multivesicular body sorting pathway; vesicle budding from membrane. NCBI's taxonomy places the organism in Eukaryota, Metazoa, Arthropoda, Insecta, Diptera, Sciaridae. The record is from RefSeq and is a predicted model, not a curated record.